This is a messenger RNA of Cladocopium goreaui, 3816 nucleotides long. The record is from the annotation of a GenBank genome assembly. NCBI's taxonomy places the organism in Eukaryota, Dinophyceae, Suessiales, Symbiodiniaceae.
AUGGUUGUGGAACACAGAGGUUUUCGAAGUAGAUGGAGUAGCAGUGCCGCUGCCGUGUCUGCCAGUGAUUUGCAAGACGUUGACAGCGUGGGCCCUACGACAGAUAUUGAUUGCAGUUGGGAACAUGUUGAAUUUCCUGACACUGAAAACUUGUUUGGCAAUUUUGAUAACAAUGACGCUUUGGAUUCAUCGCUGGAAGCUUUGCACAGUCAUGAUGUUUUGCCUUUACAGGAGCCACGUUUCAUGCACCCGAAACCUAAGUCUGUUGCAACCAAACCUGCAUCUUUGUCGGCUGAGAGCUUAGCAGUCAAGCGCACUGCAGAUGAGUUGGCAUCAAGACAUGUCCACAAGUUGACAUCAGACUUGAAACAGCCUUGGCAGAAGGAUUCAGAACUGUCUCAAGUCUUCAUGGAUGUUUUCUCACCAAAGGCCACAGGUACGAUUCUGAAGAGGCCCUACAACACCAUCACAGUUUGUGGAAGCCUUGAGAUUUUCAGACACCUUGAUUGGGUUCACAUCCUCAUCACUGACAGACAUGCUCAGCCCAAGGGUGCAAUGACUUCCAAGCACAAGUCGUCACGUGGAAAGGAGCAACAAAUGGAGCUUCUGCCAUUUACUGCGCUGGGCCAUGUUACAGCUGAGGAAUCAUGGGGCGACAGCUGGAUGAAGUCACGAGAUGCUGCUGAUGUGGGGUCCUGGAAUUAUUUCCUGAACUCCUGGUCUGAGAGCGAACAAACUUGGAUAGAGUCCCGCAUGUCCACAGCAGAGGCAACUGGAUGGCUUCGUGAAUUGUUGGAGCCCCGUGUUGGAAGUGACAGAGCCUCAUCCCUGACAGUGCAUGGAUUGAAAGCCACCUUGUUGAGCUGGGCGGCCAAAAGUACCCUUUUUACGGCAGAUGAACAGUUGGCAUUGGGGCAUCAUGUCAAUGCCCAAUACAGGUCAGCGAUGAUCUACUCACGGGACAACCAGAUUGGGUUGUGCAAAAAGGUUCACACGAUGUUCAUGCGCAUCAGGGAUGGCACAUUUGACCCCGAUGCAACCAGGGUCAGCCGCUUGUUUCAGCUGGCCUUUGACACGGCUCUUGAAAGAGAUGGUGGAAGCAGCGACAGCAGUUCCAUUGAGUCAGAUGACGCAUCCUCAGUGGCUUCGUCAAAUGGGGAGCACUCCAGCUUGGAGCAAAAGACCACGUACAGGCGCUUGGAGGCUGACGACAUUGAGGCAGACCAAUGCUUGAUCAACAAGAGCUCGAAGGUGAUUCACCUACUGGCUGGAGAGGACGAGAAAUUCUGGUGCGGCAGGCAUGACGAGGCUUUGCACUCCAAGGUUGACACUUCUUUGGCGCUUGAUAAUGCUGGGGGUCUGCGACUCAGCAAGAAGCAACGCCUUGAGGAUGUGAAUGUAACAGGUGAACACAAACUGCGACAAGCGUUUCUGAGAAGGUCACUGGCUUAUGACUUAGCUGGCAUAGCCACCUUUGCUGUGCUUGACUUGUGGACGCAGAAAAAUUUUUUCGAAAAGAUGAAUGAAGCCCCGCUCUCAAACUACAGGCACAUCAGUGUUGAGCAGGUGAUUAAUGCUGACAAGGCUUUGUGGGUCAAAGUAUCUAAUGAAACUCGUGGUCGACUGCAACCGAAGACCGGAGCAGAUAAGCCUUUUGAUGUUUCCUUCGAAAAAUUCGCAGAGCAUCCGGAAGUCUUGCAGCACUUGACGCCACUGCAGAGUGUAGGGGCUCACAAACAGGACACGUCAUCGACGUUCUCUGGUGGAAAGGGCAAAGGUGGAAAUCACGGGUGUCUUCACAUCAUUGGCGGAAGACUGCCCCCAGAAUCAUGUGCAUGCAUCAUGGCAACCUUACAAGAGCGAUCAGGGCUCAAAGAUCUUCUACGCUUGGGCUUAGGUCAACAAAGCAUUAGACACCCCCCGCUGGUGCCUGAGUACAAGGAAUUUUUACACCUCAAUGACAUUUCCAAUAAUCCAGCCCAGAAACUACUUGCUGCUCCACCAAAUCAUGGGGAAACGAACGCUGAGCAGCAGCAGGAUCUCGAAUCAGGGCCUGUCAAAAGGCCCAGAACCACUUUCAAGUAUGGAGUUUGGCAUGAGCCGGAAGAGUUCCUGAAGAAAGCUCAGGAGGCAAAGCACCCUAUCGACCAAGAUUCUUUUCUGCACCAAAUCACAAAGGACGCCAUCGUACAGGUGGUUGGAGCUUGCCCGACAAAGCUGGCCAAAGAGCGUUUGGCAACCGUUUUUCAUGUGAAGAAGUUGUCCAUAGACCUCAAGCUGCAAGAGAAGGAACUCAAAGCGAGCUUGCAUCCAGACGUUAGCCGAUGUGUCAGUAGCAAAAACAUACUGCUUUUCGAGAAGCUUCUACUGCAAACGGACUACUGGGACAUGGACGUUGUAAACCUUUUGAAAUUUGGAGUUCCUUUGGUGGGCCUGCAAGAACCGCCAACCGGAUACCAACGCAUGCUGGUGCCUGCAAGCAUGACAGAAGAUGAGCUGAUGGCGUCGGCUAGAUGGCGCAGAACCAGCAUAAUGCAAAGUGCGAGACAGCUAUCCAAGAGCGAGGAGGAUGCCUUGUUGGAGGCGACUUCCUCUGAGGUUGAGAAAGGCUUUUUGCAAGGUCCGUACUCCGAAGCUGAGAUGUCGGUCAUGAUGGGAACCGAAUGCUGGUCAUUGAACCCGCGCUUCGUCCUGUUUCAAGGGGUGAAUCAAAAGGUGAGGGUCAUAGACGAUGCAAAGCAGAGUGCAGUCAACUCAGCGUACUCGUCGACAGUGAAACUCCAAUUGCAAGACGUGGAUUACGCUGCGGCCAUGGUACUGGGUGCUAUGCACGGCUGCAGGGUCCUGACAUUAGCCUUCAGCGCAUUGCUCGACUUGCUUGGAUGGGAUCAUGCAAAAGAAGGCGACAAAGCCCUCAACUUCUCGGCGACGUUUGACUUGCUUGGCGUAACAUUUGACCUCAGUGGUAUGAGCUUAGGUACCUUGGUGGUCAGAAACAAAACAAGUCGGAUUGAAAAGUUGUGUGCGAUGCUUGAUCAGGUGGCGAAGGACAAAAACAUUUCUGCAGCAAAGGCGAGUGAGCUUCAGAGGCUUCUAAAUUUUGCAGUCAGCUUCUACUUGGGCCGGAGCAUGAAACAUCUGGUGUCAGCUUUUAUGCCUUUCGCUGAUAAACCCCAGAAUUUCAAUGCUUCUGAUUUAGAAAGUCUUUGCCUGUACACCAAAACAAUGCUUCUGGAGCAGAAGCCUCGUGUGCACUCUGUUCUGAAUGUUGGCCGGCCCGUGGUCAUUUUUACAGACGGAGCUUGGGAGGACGGCAUUGCUACUGCAGGAGCUGUUUUGGUUGAUGGUGACGUCCGACUGGCAUUUCAACUUGAAGUACCACAAACUCUCGUGGAGCACUGGUUAACAAAUGCUGGAGAGCAGAUAAUAUCACAGGUUGAGCUAUGGGGCCUUGUCAUGCUCAAAUGGUCGCGCCGUGAUCACUUACUAAAUCGCAGGGUCAUCGAGUGGAUUGACAACGAAUCUGCGAGGAUUUCUUCCAUAAAGGCCAACAGCCAUUCUCCUACCAUGCGAGCACUGUCUAGGGUGUUAGCUGAUCUUGAUCUUCGAUAUCCAGCCUUCUCUUGGACAGAACGAGUUUGCUCGUACUCGAACCCGGCAGACUUACCUUCUCGCAACCGCUUGAAAGAAGCCAUGAAGAAGUAUUGCCUGGAGGAUGGCGGUGUAGUCAAAGCUCCCGCUGACCUAGUGAACGCUCUGCUACAACUCCACAGAUCUCCUUACAUGCUGCUCACAAUAACGGGGGAGAAUCACUGA